This is a messenger RNA of Closterium sp. Naga37s-1, 1524 nucleotides long. Lineage: Eukaryota; Viridiplantae; Streptophyta; Zygnematophyceae; Desmidiales; Closteriaceae. The record is from the annotation of a GenBank genome assembly.
AUGGAAGGGAUAAUCUGGCAGCACGUCGAUGAGAUGACUGAAGGGCUGGCAGAGUGGCUGACGGUGUGCUCUGCAGAGAGGCAGGCAGGCACCGAGUUGACAUCGUCUGCCAACACGCCAAUGACAGAGGAGCUGGCAGGGCGGCUGAAGGCGUAUGCAGAGAGGCAGGCGCGGUGCAUCAACGGUGUAAAGGACUGGCUUGCUUUCCUCUCCAGUCCCACAAAAGGGCUGAAAGACGGAGUGGAUGCAUCCUCCGUGCAGGAAUGCUCUUAUCUCUUUCAUCUCGACCCCGCCUACAGUGGUCUGGGCAAUCAGCUGCUCUCCCUCAUCUCCUCAUUCGCCUACGCCCUCCUCACCAACCGCACGCUCAUCAUCAACCCACACGCACAGGCAGCGCUCUUUCUCUGUGAUCCCUUCGCCUUCACCCCCACCCCCUCCACCUGGAUGCCCAUGGACUCGCCCACUUUCGCAGCUCAGCGCAAUCAGCAGCAGCAGCAGCAGCAGCAGCAGCAGCAGCAGCAGCAGCAGCAGCAGCAGCAGCAGCAGCAGCAGCAGCAGCAGCAGCAGCAGCAGCAGCAGCGUGGGGAGGGUGAACAUGAGGCAGAUCUAGCUUUCUUCUGUCCGCACCACCAGCAGCACCAACGCGGUUCCCUCUCCUCAGUUCGAGCUGACUUGGAGCGGCUGGUGCCCGACCGCCUGCCGCUGAUGCACGUGGCUGACCUGGAGCUUUUAUUUCCCGACCGCCUGCCCCUGAUGCACGUGGGGCGCUACCUGCUGCACCCCGCCAACUACCUCUGGGAGGAAAUCACCCGCGCCUUCCGAGCCUACCUCGCCCCGCACCAACACAGGGUCGGCAUCCAGAUCCGUGAGUUUCAGAAGUACGUGCCAGCUGAUGAUGUGCUGCAGCGGGUGGUGGAUUGCAUGGUCAACGUGACUAAAGUGGUGCCCCCCAUUAUGGCACACGAGGACUGGGAGAAGCUGACGAAGCAGGCACCUCCCAGCAACGCCUCCCUCCUGAGCCAAGUACUGGGAGAGAAGGAGCUGCUUCAGGGGCAAGGGCAGCCGCAAGGGGAGAAGGACGAGAAGGAAAAUGGGGAGCAUGUGAAAGCAGAGGAUGGGGACAAGAAGGAAGGCGAGAAGGGAGACGAGAAGAAAGUAGAAGAGGGGACGCAGAUGUUGGGACGCAGGGACGGGGGUGGUGGAGGGGCGGAGGCGGAGGGGUUAGCUGGUGGGGAGGGGAGGAGAAAAGGGGGAAGCGUGGGGGUGUUUGUGGCGUCACUGCGGGCGGCGUAUGGGGAGAUGUUGAGGGAGAUGAGCACAGAGGGGCGGCCAGAGGGCGGGCAGGAGAUCGCUGUGAGCAUGCUGAGUCACGAGGGAGCACAGCAGCUGAGGGAGAAGAAGCAGGCGGAGAGGGCUCUGAGGGAGAUGUGGCUGCUCUCCAUGUGUGCCCCAGCAGCCCUGUUUAAGUCGACUCAAAGCUUUCUUCCUCCACCCACCCACCUCCUUUCCUCCCUUGCUGACUAA